AUGCUUCGUCAAUUAUUCCCAAGAGGGGCAGCUUUUGCAAAACCAAGCUCCAGAGUGUUGAGACGGUGGGAUGGCUCAUCGAGAUUAUACAGCAUACAAGCGGAAGCUGCAACGACGACAAAGCUACAGGAUAUCGACCCUUCAAAAUUAACUAUAACCAAAAACAUCACUCCUAAUCAUAUGCUUAGCAUUGAAUGGACAGCUUCUGAAGGAUGGUUACCAGCACGCAUAACGCCUUACCAAAACCUCUCUCUCGAUCCCGCAUCUUGCGUUUUCCACUAUGCGUUUGAAUGUUUUGAGGGAAUGAAGGCAUACAAGGAUAAAGAUGGAAAAGUAAGGUUAUUUAGACCUACUAAGAAUAUGGAACGAAUGAACAAGUCUUCGGCUCGAAUUGCUAUGCCGACAUUCGAUCAACCGGCUAUGAUUGAGUUGAUUUCGAAAUUCGCGGCUAUGGAACAACGAUUCAUCCCGGAUGCUAGAGGUUAUUCAUUAUACCUGAGACCUACUAUGAUUGGGACACAAAGGACAUUGGGUGUUGGACCACCAGGAUCUGCGUUACUAUAUGUUAUUGCUUCCCCAGUCGGACCAUAUUAUCCUACUGGGUUCAAGGCCGUAUCUUUAGAGGCAACAGAUUAUGCAGUACGAGCAUGGCCAGGAGGAGUUGGAGACAAAAAAUUGGGUGCAAACUAUGCUCCAUGUAUAUUGCCACAAUUAGAGGCCGCCAAAAGGGGAUUUCACCAAAACUUAUGGUUGUUCGGUGAGGAGGAAUUUGUGACCGAGGUUGGAACCAUGAAUAUGUUUGUGGCUCUCAAGAAUAAGGAUGGUCAGAAGGAAUUGAUUACCGCUCCAUUAGACGGUACCAUUCUUGAAGGUGUCACAAGAGACUCUGUUCUAUCAUUAGCUCGCGAGAAACUUACCAAGGAGGGAUGGCUCAUUUCCGAGCGCAAAUACACAAUGGGAGAAUUAUCAGAUGCAUCGAAGGAAGGAAGGUUAUUAGAGGCAUUCGGAACAGGUACAGCAGCAGUAGUCAGUCCAGUGAGGAAUAUCUCAUGGAAGGGCAACUUGGUCGAGUGUGGGUUACAACCAGGCCAAGAAGCUGGUGAGAUUGCACUGAGGAUGAAGGAAUGGAUCGAGGCGAGACAAUAUGGUGAUGAAGAACAUGAGUGGAGUUAUGUUGUACCUAAUUAG
Molecule: messenger RNA, 1188 nt
Organism: Sclerotinia borealis F-4128
Lineage: Eukaryota; Fungi; Ascomycota; Leotiomycetes; Helotiales; Sclerotiniaceae
Source: the annotation of a GenBank genome assembly